This is a messenger RNA of Rhipicephalus sanguineus (brown dog tick), 3273 nucleotides long. RefSeq lists its product as uncharacterized. NCBI's taxonomy places the organism in Eukaryota, Metazoa, Arthropoda, Arachnida, Ixodida, Ixodidae. The record is from RefSeq and is a predicted model, not a curated record. The transcript is spliced from 3 exons. The coding region runs from base 1027 to 3273 and encodes 748 amino acids.
UGUGUAGUCGCGGGAGUUUGUUUUGCGGGCUUUUGUUGUGGUUUGUUUUAUUCAGUGGUGUUGCGUGCUCGUCGUGUGCUCGUGUUUUGGACCGCCCAACUCGGCAAAGCCGCGCUAUGGCUCCUUCACUGCGCAGCUCAGCGAAGGUUCCCAGACGGGCAGCCCAACUUGCGACUGCCAGGAUAGAGCAGCCAAGCAUUGCACACAGCUCCCCAAGGAGGCGCUCCCAUCUGCAGAGCAGCAGAGAUUCUUCCAGACAGAGAGUCGCAUCUCAAUCUUCAACCCCACAACGUCAGCAGAAGGUGUCAAGACCCAUCGGCAUUGCUUGUGCUCAGAGGAUCCCCAAGGUGACGGGGGACAGUCAUCUUAAAGACACUGGUGACAAUGUUUGUGACCUGGCCCAUAGCAGCACGAAGAAGGCACAGUCGCAAAAAAAGCUGCCUGAGAGGGUGUCGGGAGAACCUGCGCCCGCAUCGAACGCUGCAAACCACGACGAAGAUGCCAACACUCCCACCAAGAAGGCCAAGUUGCAGCAAUCACCUGGGAAGACAUCAGAGAAACCCGACAGUCGUCUUAAGGAGACUGGUGACAACGUUCGUGACCUGGCCCGUAGCAGCACAAAGAAGGCAAAGUCUCGAAAAUUGUCACCUAAUAGGGUGUUAGGAGAACCUGUGCCCGAAUUGAACACUGCAAACCGCAACGAAGUUGCAGACACGGCCAACGAGAAGGCCAGGUUGCAGCAGUCACCUGGGAAGGCGUCACAGAAACCCGACAAUCGUCCUAAAGACACUGGUAACAAUGUUCAUGACCUGGCCCAUAGCAGCACGAAGGAGGCAAAGUCGCAAAGAUCGCCACCUAACAGGAUGUCAGGAAAAUCUGCGCCCGAAUCAAACACUGCAAAAAACCGCGACGAAGUUGGCGACACGGCCAAUGAGAAGGCCAGGUUGCAGCAAUCACCUGGCAAGGUGUCACAAAAUCGUGACAGUCAUCUUAAGGACACUGGUGACGAUGUUCGUGACCUAGCCCAUGGCAGCACUGAAGAAGAUGCAGUUGCAAACAUCGCUACCAAAGAGGGUGUCUGGAAAACCUGCGGCCGAGUCGAAUGCUGCAAACUGCGACGAAGUUGGCGACACGGCCAGUGAGAAAGCUAGGCUGCAGCAAUCACCCGGGAAGGCGUCCCAGAAACCCAUGCUUAGGUCAAGCACUGGUGAAGCUGGUGAAGUUGACAGUCCGGCCCACACGAGUAAGGUAGGGUUGCGGAAGAUACCUGAUAGAGUGCUACAAAAAUCAGUGACUAAGGUGAACGCUAAAAGCUCUCACAACAAUGAUGCAGCCUGUCGCAAGAAAGUGAACUUGCAGAACUCACCUGGGAAAGUACCACAGAAACCUGUGCUUAAAUCGGCUGCUGAAAAGUCUAAUAUCAAUGAUGCAGCCUGCAGCAAGAAGGCAGAGUUGCAUAAAUCACUCACUAGGGUGCUACGAGAACCUGUGCUCAAGUUAGAGCCUGAAGACUCGAACGAUCCUGACGAUCCAGCAUGCAACUUAAGGGACACGAUCCAUACAUCGUAUUUUACUGCACUACGAGCACCUGUGCUGAAUGUAGAGGCUGAAGACUUGGAUAACUCACCCCAAAGCAAGAAGGCAAGGUUACUGAGAUCAGCUGAUAAGGUGCCACAGAAACUCGAGUCGGAUACGGAAGACUCGACCGACAUUGAUGACCCUGCUCACGGGAAGGCGAAGUUGCGCAAAUCGUCCCCUGGGAUUCCGUGGGAUCGUGUCCUUGAGUCAGACACUGACGACUCUGACGACUUUGACGACCCUACGUGGGGCAAGAAGACGAAAUGGGUGAGAUCGCCCGACAGGGUGCCAAGAAAAGCCACGCUCGGGUCAAAUGCCGAAUCUAGUCAAAGCGUACAGUCGAGACAUUUUCAGGAGGAGAAACGUAGAGGAUCUAACAGAUUUGCAGGAAAGGUUGGGAGAGAUGGCAUUUCUGUGAAACGGGAACGUAGUGAAGAAGAAGAGAAUACACAAACUGUAAAAGGUUGCGAGGAAGCACUCAGUCCAGUCACUGGCAGCUCGGACACCACCCAGCAAACAGAGAGGCAAGCUGAAGAACCUCACUAUGAAACAAGGACCCUGGCACCACCAUUUAGAAAACCCGAUUCCAAGAUGAGGAACACUGCGUACAAGUGCUCUGUGAGGGGAUGCCCGCACGCCAACGAAGAGAGCCCUGUUGGCCUCUGGCUCUUUCCACUUCCCGAUGAAAUGGACGAAGCGUUACUUCGCUCUGAGUGGCUGCGACACGUGCCCAUCGACGACACUAUCAACACGCCGCUAAGUCCACGCGUGUGCUUUAAGCACUUUGACGCAAGGAAGCACUUCGUGUCAUUGAAGCAUCGCAUUUUAGGACUCAAGUUAGACGCUGUCCCGACCAAAUUGCUACAACCUUUGAAAAUCCCGAGAAAAGGCAAGCUCAGCAAUGCAUUCCGUCGUUUGCCCAAACUCACUCAGUGCGCUUCAGGCACUAACCUUGGGCAGGUCAGCACAUCCACAAUUGGUGUGGGACAGAUGCCUCAGUCCAUGACAGCUCCCAGAGAAGUGCAAAAAUUGCAGUCCACCACUUGUGCCACCAUGAUGCAGGAGCCACAAUCUACUGCUUCUGCUGACAUUUUAGAAGAAGCUCGAUCCGUAACAGCUGGAACAGCACAGGAAUCACAGCCCCCAACUACUCCAGUCAUGGUGCAGGAGUCGAAGUUCGUGACUUCUGCCGAUUUCGAUGUGGAGCCUCAUUCAGUAACAGCUUCUGGAGCAGCACACAAAUCGCAGUCAACGACUGCCACUUCACCUACUGCUACAGUGCAGCAGUCACAGUCUAUGAUUUUUGCCGAUGUCUGUUCAGAGUCUCAGUCUGUGGAAACUGAUGGGGAACCACAAAAAUCACAGUCUAUAACUUCAGCUGUUGUUGCAGCAGAAACUCAGUCCAUGACAGCUGCCGGAGUAGCACAGGAAUCGGAGUCCAUAACUUCUGCGGAUGACAGUUUGGCGUCUCAGCCUAUGGAAACUGAAGAAGCACGGAAAUCACAGUCCACUACUACUGCCACCAAUAUGCAGGAACCACAUUCUAUGACUUUAACGGAUGUUGCAGCAGAAACUCAGUCCAUGAAGGCUGUUGAUGUAGCACAGGAAUUGCAUCCCACAGCUACUGUGGUGCAGGAGUCGCAGUCCAUAACAUCUGCGGAUAGUCAGUUCAGAGUCUCAGCCUGUGGAAACUGA